AUUCCAUGGAGGAAAUAAAUACCAGUUAAUCAAGGAGAGAGAGAGAGAGAGAGAGAAGAAACUCACAAAGUCACAGAAGUAGUAACGCGUGUAUUGAUUGGGUGCUUUCUGCUUUUCGCUUCCCUCACUCCUCUCCGGUUGCACCCCCGCUUCUCUGGCGAGAUCUCCGGUCGCGCACUGCCACCUCCUCCUCGCCGCCGCUGACGACAACUCACUCAGUACACAAUCUCAUGGGUGGAGGUUACUAUUCGCGAUGAGCGAGUGGGAUUGGAAUAGAGGUUGGAUCUUACAAUGCAAGACGUGAAAGCUAAAUGUAAAGUGGCUGGUCUGGUUAUUGUAUCGGUAUGGGUUGGUCUCGCUGCUCUCUAUGGCUUGAUUAGUCCGGUUUCGAACGGGUGUGUUAUGACAUAUAUGUACCCGACGUACAUCCCAAUUUCGGCUCCUGUAAAUUCGUCAUCUGCGAGGUACGGGUUGUAUUUGUAUCAUGAAGGAUGGAAGAAGAUUGAUUUUGAUGAGCACUUGAAGAAGAUUAGUGGUGUUCCUGUUCUUUUUAUUCCGGGAAAUGGUGGCAGCUUUAAACAGGUACGUUCCUUGGCAGCAGAGUCUGAUAGAGCUUAUCAGGGAGGCCCACUUGAGCAUACGUUUUAUCAAGAAGCUUUGCUAACCCCUGAGGAGGGUGGAAAUGUAAUGGAUAUGGGUGCAGCUGCCUUUCCAUUUCCUAAUCAAUAUAAUCACAUGCUAGACUGGUUUGCUGUGGAUCUUGAAGGUGAACAUUCAGCAUUGGAUGGUCGGAUACUUGAAGAACACACAGAAUAUGUUGUAUAUGCCAUUCACAGGAUUUUGGAUCAAUAUAGAGAGUCUCGUGAUGCUUUGGAAAGAGAAGGUGCUGUUGUUUCUGGGAAUUUGCCAAAGAGUGUGGUCCUGGUUGGUCACUCUAUGGGUGGUUUUGUAGCUAGAGCUGCAGUUGUCCAUCCACUCUUGAGGAAGUCAGCCGUUGAAACUGUUCUUACACUCUCAAGCCCGCAUCAAUCACCUCCUGUGGCAUUGCAACCAUCUUUGGGCCACUACUUUGCACGUGUAAAUGAGGAAUGGAGAAAGGGAUAUGAGGUCCAAACCUCACGAACAGGACGUUAUGUGUCUGAUCCUACACUCUCUCAUGUUGUAGUUGUCUCCAUUUCUGGUGGAAUUAAUGAUUACCAGGUAAGGACGAAGUUAGAAUCCCUUGAAGGUAUUGUGCCACCCACCCAUGGUUUUAUGAUCAGUAGUACAGGCAUGAAGAAUGUAUGGUUGUCAAUGGAACACCAGGCUAUUUUAUGGUGUAAUCAACUAGUUGUACAAGUGUCACAUACCCUUCUUAGUUUGGUAGACUCCAAAACAGGUCAGCCAUUUUCUAGCACACAAAAGAGACUUGCAGUAUUCAUAAAAAUGCUCCGUAGUGGGUUACCAAAGAGUCUCAAUUGGAUGAGGCAGUCACAAUCAUCUCAGCAGUUGUCUCAUGUUCCCAUCAAGGAUGAAAAUGAUGUUUCCGGAUCUCAAGUGCAAUCUUCAUCUGCUUGUCCCAGCAAUGUUCAUUGGAAUGAUGACGGCCUUGAGAGGGACCUAUACAUUCAGACAACUGUUGUUUCUGUUUUAGCGAUGGAUGGAAGGAGGCGGUGGUUGGACAUACAGAAACUGGGUUCUAAUGGGAAAAGUCACUUCAUAUUUGUUACAAAUCUUGCUCCAUGUUCUGGAGUAAGACUUCAUCUUUGGCCUGAAAAGGGAAAAUCAACUUCAGCCUUGCAUGCAAGUGAGAGGGUUAUAGAGGUGACAUCUAAGAUGGUGCACAUUCCAUCAGGACCAGCACCGAGGCAGAUCGAACCUGGUAGUCAGACUGAGCAAGCACCCCCAUCUGGUGUAUUUUGGUUGGGUCCUGAUGAGAUGCAUGGUUUCAGAUUCUUGACAAUUUCCGUUGCACCCCGUCCGACUGUUUCAGGUAGACCUCCUCCAGCAGCUUCCAUGGCGGUCGGACAGUUCUUUAAUCCAGAGGAGGGAGAGAGGGUGUUUCAUCCUCUGUCGUUGCUUUCUUCUGCCUAUUCUCAAAAGGACAUGUUCUUGAAGGAGGAUCAUCCGCUUGCUUUUAAUAUGUCAUUUGGCAUCAGCUUAGGCCUUCUGCCUGUUACUUUGUCUCUGAAAACUGCUGGCUGUGGAAUAAAAACUUCGGCACUCGCAGUUGAUGAGGCUGGUGAUGAGGAAAAUACUAGGCUUUGUAAACUGCGCUGUUUCCCACCUGUUGCACUUGCUUGGGAUACCACUUCAGGUUUACACAUAUUUCCUAAUUUAUAUUCUGAGACCAUUGUGGUAGAUUCCUUCCCAGCAUUUUGGAGUUCGACACAGGGGUCUGAGAAGACCACUGUUUUGCUACUGAUGGACCCACAUUGUUCCUAUAAAGCUAGUGUUGGUGUCUCCAUUACAGCUGCUGCAAGCAGAUUUUUGCUUUUAUACUGUCCACAGAUAGUUGGUCUCUCUUUUGCUGUGAUCUUUUUUGCUCUGAUGCGGCAAGCACAUGCGUGGGAUUUUGAUCUGCCUAUACCUUCAAUGCUAGCAGCUGUGGAAUCUAACUUGAGAAUGCCAUUGCCAUUUCUGCUUCUAGUCAUCACACCAUUUUUGAUUUCUUUGGUCUUUUCCUUGUUAGAAUCUCAGCAGUUUCCUCAAGUUGGAAGCUAUCUUACAGUCUCGAUAAUAUGCUAUUUAUUUGCAAAUGGAUCAAUAAUCAUUUUGAUUUUGCUCUCCCAAUUGGUCUUCUAUAUGGCUGCUGUUAUUCAUGUAUUCAUUAAGACAAGGUGGCAAAUGUGGGAAGGAAAUUUUCCCUUUUUAUAUCUCCAUUGGUUCCUUAACGUUUCGUCUGGUUUAUUUUCAUUUAAGGUGAUUAGGAUUAUAAGAAUGAAUCAAUUGCUUGUUACAGCAUUGAUAGCAAUUAUGGUGGUAUGCUUUGUUCACCCAGCUCUGGGUUUAUCUAUACUGCUAUUGUUCCAUGCUUUCUGGUGUCAUAAUGCACUGUGCAGUUUUUUGACGGCUUCAUUUCGCAGUCAUGCACGGAGGAAGGAGUUAAUUGAUUCUAACCACGAAGGCAGUAAUGAGAAUUAUUCCAGUAGUCCAGAAUGUGCAAAAAGCUUUAGUGACACCCAAAUAGAGAUCUUCCAUCACCGGCAUGGUUUGCUGAUUUUGCAUCUUCUUAUAGCACUCAUGUUUGUCCCCUCACUUGUGGCUUGGUUGCAGAGAUUGGGGAUGGAUCAGAGCUUUCCAUGGUUUCUGGAUUCAGCUCUCUGUGCUGGAGUCAUCCUCCAUGGUAUCUGCGGCUCAAAGCUUGAAUUUAAUUCGUUAUUAUUUCCCUUACCAGGAAUCCCGAGCUGGGAAGUAAGACCGAGUUUUGUAUAUCUGCUUGCUGGAUGCUAUUCCUAUCUCUGUGGCCUGACCUUGGCUCCAUACAGAGUAUUUUAUGCCAUGGCUGCCAUAGGGAUCAUUUCCCUUGCUUUCAGGAUCGUGCUUUGUGUGUAUAGGGAGAAGGGAGAUGCAUACAUUAACAGCCGAAAGCAUUCUCACAGGCACUGAGAGGUUUUUUGAAGCAAUGUGUAUACUGCAGUUAUCAUUUUGGUCCCAGAAGACCCUCGUGUACAAUUAUCUGCAAUACAAUGAUGACCGUGAGGUUCCAUGAAAUGGCUCUAGCCAGUAGCUGCCACCCACAGUUUUGCAGUUUUGAUUUGUUUUGACACGCUGCAAUAUUGGUGUUAUCUGUUGUAGUGCAAUUGGGAGAACAGGAAGGGGUGGGAGAUAACGAUAACAGCCAGAAAGAACAGAAAACAAAAAAGCAACAACGAAGGUUCAUGUAACUUCUCCUGUCUGGGUGGGGCGUUGGGGAUGAUAUUUUUGAUUUGUGAGCAAAAAAAAUGGUGUUAUUAGUGUUCUUCGGAUGUGCCAUAUAUGCACCUGUAGGCCGUUGAAAAAUGAUACAUGACAUUUACUCUAUAAUUCGAAUUGGUGCUAUGAUAUUUUGUCCUAUAAAA
Molecule: messenger RNA, 4040 nt
Organism: Malania oleifera
Lineage: Eukaryota; Viridiplantae; Streptophyta; Magnoliopsida; Santalales; Ximeniaceae
Exons: 20
Coding region: 292-3588 (1098 amino acids)
Molecular function (GO): hydrolase activity, acting on ester bonds
Source: RefSeq, a predicted model, not a curated record